This is a messenger RNA of Tuber aestivum (summer truffle), 3175 nucleotides long. The record is from the annotation of a GenBank genome assembly. Lineage: Eukaryota; Fungi; Ascomycota; Pezizomycetes; Pezizales; Tuberaceae.
AGAUACUCGCUCCUUUCCGUCACAAUCAAUUCCCCCGGGUUAUCCAGCGUUGAUUGCAGAAGGUACAUUCGCACAGCACCCCGCUAUCUACCGCUGUCGUACCGAUAUUGCCUCUUCCUCCUCUCCUUUUGCUGACUUGCUACCAGCCGCGGACGAACCUCCUUAAAACACCUGGCCUCAUUAUUUGAGCCGAGAGAGUUCAACGAGUUUCCUUCUCACCACCUUUCACAUCUUUGGAUCGCUUGACUUUGCCAUACCCUUCCCUCGUUAAACUAAUCAACCAGACGUCUGUGCUACGUUUCAUCAACUUCCACUGGUUUGGCUGGUAUUGUUUCUUUCAAUUCGACCACCCAACCCGUAUAUACCGAUUCUUCGUUCGAACGCCGGAAUAUCUCGGCUCGUUGGUAGAAGGCAAACAAGGAAUAGAAUCUCGUUUAUCCGAGUGUUCGGUUUACUUCUGUUCACGCGGGAUACAAGCCCAUACCCUUCAAGAGCAAAAUAGAUUGUUACAGAAAACCGCAGCAAAGCUCCUUUGAGGUCAGCAGGCACUGCAGGAGAAGCUCCAACCAUCGCCUUCUUCAGUACCGCCCGCCCUAACGAUUUUGUUACAGUGGUUGAUCCUCCUCGACAUACCAAUAAUUGCUAUCCAUUUCGGUUUCACCUCGUGUUUGAUAACAUACGGACCCAGAGGGAAGCCAUCCCUCCCUGCCGUGCCACCUUUAACGGACUUCCCUACCGGCCACGUUACAUCUGCCUUCUGAGACAUAAUAUAUUCUUGCAUUUGCACGGACUAUACAUAAAGACCCCGUUGGACCCUUUCUCAAGAAAACUUUAAACGGAUAUCAGUUCGACCACCUGAAACGGCUCCGACAAUGUCGAAUCGAAACAGCACACCAGACCAGGGCUCGACCACUGGUGGCUCCUCACUUCGUCCUCCAUCUUCCCGACCACUCGGCUCUGGCCAUCAUUUGAGAGCGUCUGCCGACAUGUCCGGUGCCUUUCAAUCUCCCCUGGCAGGUCGGAUCCGUCCUUCCUCUGAGAUCUUUCUGAAUCCUCCCCAGAUUACCUCGCAAAAUGCGGAGACCGAAGCGUUGGACAAGGCGGCACGGGAGUGGAUUAACGAUUUGGAAACGUACGAGAAUACCCUCGAUGAAAUGGCAUCCGCGGCCCUGGAUCAAGACUUCAAGGAUGAGCUCAGUGCCAUCGAGCAGUGGUUCCGGGUCCUUAGUGAAGCCGAGAGAACUGCAGCUUUGUAUGCUCUGUUGCAGCAGACCACCCAAGUCCAGAUUCGGUUCUUCAUUACAGUUCUGCAGCAAAUGGCGAGAUCUCAUCCGAUGUCCAACAUUUUGUCCCCCAACACGUUUGAAAAAGGUACCAUUCCCCUGUGAUGCGAGUUCGUGUGGGAUGCUAAUGUUGCAGACGCUAUGGCUUCUCGUAUGAACGAUGCUAUGAAUAAGAUGAACCUUGGCAAUGCUCGCGACUCUUUCUCUCGCCCUCCGCCUUCUCCUGGAGCACCGCCGAAUAGAAACUCGGGCGUAGAUUCGGCUGUCCAGUCAAUGUUCCCGGACGCGGCUGCCGCAAUUGCUGCCCAACGUGCGUUAAUCUCAGGCCAGCCAGGAAGCGGUGGUGGAGCAAAGUCCAACCGUAACAGUGCGUUGUUUGACUCUCGCCCAUCUUCCUCGUUGGCUCCUACCCCUGCCAUUUCGACCCCGGCCAACAAGGAAAAUAACCCGCCUUCCUCCCCCUGGAAUCGCCCGACAAACGACGGGGGUAGUGAGCAGAACCGUCCCAAGUCUGCGGCAGAUUCUAUGGGUAACUUUCAACUUCCUCCACCAUCUGCCGGAUUGAGGUCUCCGAGGAAUCCUCCUCCCCAAAUUACUGGAAAUACGAACCUUCAGACCACCACCUUGAACGCACCCACAGCUACCGGUAUAGAGAUGCCCCAACUCUCUCCUUAUGGUGAUACAUCAUCUGGCAAUUGGGCAUCAAUGGUCAACACACCAGUUGCACCGAUGUUUUCGCAAUCGCCGGGGGCAGAUAUGGUUGCUAACGCUGCUGCUAUGAAGUUGGCUGCAUUGUCUACUGUUAAUAACCGGAUCAUCCUUGAUAACGACCCGAAGGGAUGGGGAAAGCGCAGGACCGGAAAGGAUCCUAACGGAAGCAAUGGGCAUGGCAAUGUCGGGCUCAAUUCUCCUCGGAAUAACGGAAAUGUACCCGCUUUGUCCCCAAAUAAUAUCGCUAUGUACAACGAGCAUGGACAAUUGGUUCAGAUUCCGGCUGCUGCAGCUGCUGCCAUGGCACAGCAGCAGAACAAUGGCUCGCCUCUUCUUGGAGGCCGUUCCCGCCCGAACUCACCCGGCGUGUUCGGCUCCCCUGCUGCCCAAUGGGGCGGUAUGGGAUUUUCCUCUCCUCAAGCCGGUGGCUUUCUUGCUGCUCAGUCGCCCCUGAUCGGAAGCGGUCUUCUAAACACAUUCGGUAGCCUCGCUGGGUCGACUGAAGGUUAUAAUUCUGAUGAUGUCAAUGGACGUGGAAGGAGCCCGAGAGGUAGACGAGGAAGCUCUAAGCCCCCAGAGGACCCGACCGACCCCAACCUUCUGAAUGACAUUCCUGCCUGGUUGCGUAGUCUCCGUCUCCACAAGUACACUGACAAUCUGAAAGACCUCAACUGGAAAGAUUUGGUCGAGUUGGAUGACGAGGCGCUUGAGAAACGAGGGGUGAACGCUCUCGGAGCAAGGAGAAAGAUGCUCAAGGUUAGUUUAACAAUAUAUCGCCAUCCUCACAACACUUUUUACUAACGCGUUUCGAUGAUUAGGUGUUUGACCAAGUCAAGGAAGCUAAGAAUGAGGGCAAACUACCUGCUUAGAGAACCGAUUGGCGGAAGCGGAUCUGGUGGUAUAUUCAUCAGAAUCUUACACACAAUAUUACCAUGGUUCUCGCUUGUUCAAAGCCCUCGGUGGACCAUUCUUACAUGAAUAUUUCAUUGCUGUCUGUUUGUAUUCCCUAGCCCCUGCAUCUAGGCUGUCUUAUUCCCCAGUUGUGCUCUCUUUUUUUCUUCUUUCGAUUUGAGCUUUCUUUUUUCUUUCCAUCCGAUUGCUAAACGGGAUCAGAGUAAUGUGGUUUAUGGGAAAAAGAAGAUUGCGUGGUCUGAUUAGCGAGUAUGUCAUGUUUCUUUUAU